Nannospalax galili (Upper Galilee mountains blind mole rat) is the source of this 1498-nucleotide messenger RNA. RefSeq names its product zinc finger protein 296 (gene Znf296). The transcript has 3 exons. The record is from RefSeq and is a predicted model, not a curated record. Gene Ontology annotation, molecular function: DNA-binding transcription factor activity; RNA polymerase II cis-regulatory region sequence-specific DNA binding. Gene Ontology annotation, cellular component: nucleus. The coding region runs from base 9 to 1430 and encodes 473 amino acids. NCBI's taxonomy places the organism in Eukaryota, Metazoa, Chordata, Mammalia, Rodentia, Spalacidae. Gene Ontology annotation, biological process: positive regulation of transcription by RNA polymerase II.
UGCGACUCAUGUCCCGCCGCAAGGCCGGUCGCACGCCCCGCCGAGUAGACCCCGAACCCACCACCUCCGCCGCCGCCGACUACAUGUCGGACCUCGUCAUUGAUGUGAAGCCGGAGCCGGACGCGCGGCCCCUGCAGGCCCUGGCGCUGGGGCCCUUCUCUCCGCAGGAGGUGUCCAAGCCGGGGCUGCUAGGCGGGGAGCCACGCCACUGCUCGGACCCUGUGCCAGCCGCCGGGGUCGCCUUCCACUCCCUGGGCACGCGGAGCCCGUGGGCCCUCUGGAUGCCGGUGACCCCCAACCCUUCCGACCGCCAGCCCUGGACCGACAAACACCCAGAUCUUUUGACCUGCGGCCGCUGCCUGCAGACCUUCCCGUUGGAGGCCAUCAUCGCGUUCAUGGAUCACAAGAAGCUGGGCUGUCAGCUCCUGCGAGACCCCAUUCCCAGCCAGGUCUCAGAAUCAAAGGAGCUGCAGGCUCUGAGCUGCCUCCGAUGUGGCAGACAGUUCACCGGAGCCUGGAAGCUGCUACGCCACGCCCAGUGGGACCAUGGACUGUCCAUCUACCAGACGGAAUCAGAAGCUCCAGAGGCUCCGCUGCUAGGCCUGGCUGAGGUGGCUGCAGCUGUGUCAGCAGUGGUGGGGUCAGUCCAACCUCCAGUUGAGGACAAGGCCCCCCGUGUGAGCAACACUGCCCGUGGGAGCCCCACCUGCCUUGUGUGCAAUAAGACCCUCAGCUCUUUCAGCAACCUGAAGGUCCACAUGCGCUCACACACAGGUGAGCGGCCCUACGCCUGUGACCAGUGUCCCUAUGCCUGUGCCCAGAGCAGCAAGCUCAACCGCCACAAGAAGACCCACCGGCAGCUGACGCCCCAGAGCCCUGGCACUCCUGCUUCCAGCCCAGAGCAGGGCUCCCCAGCAGCCCCUCCAGAGCCAGCUGCCCAUGCAGCUGCUCCAGCCAGCACCCUCCCUUGCACUGGUGUAGAGAAGGCUGGUGCUGCAGCCACAGCAGGGGUCCAGGAACCCGGGGCUCCUGGCAGUGGGGCUCAGGCAGGCCCAGGUGCUGAUGACUGGGAAGCCAGUACUGACGUACAGAGGACUGACCCUGUAAACAAGAAGACCUCACCCAAAAAGACCCCCAAGUCCAUGGGCAAGAGCCGCGGGACUGGGGGCAGCUGCGAGUUCUGUGGGAAGUACUUCGCCAACAGCAGCAACCUCACAGUGCACCGGCGCUCCCACACUGGAGAGCGGCCCUAUGCCUGCGACCAGUGUCCCUAUGCCUGUGCCCAGAGCAGCAAGCUCAACCGCCACCGCCGCAUGCAUGGCCUGGGGCCUGGCAGCACCCGCUAUGAGUGCCCAUACUGCUAUGUGCCCUUCGGCCUGCGGGCCACACUGGACAAGCACUUGCGGCAGAAGCAUCCAGAGGUGGCCUGAGCUGGCCUGGGCUGUACAGGAAUCCUAUUGUCCUCCCCUGUGUGAAUAAACCAUCUUCCCCUAUUUAA